This is a messenger RNA of Xenia sp. Carnegie-2017, 1737 nucleotides long. RefSeq lists its product as uncharacterized. The record is from RefSeq and is a predicted model, not a curated record. Gene Ontology annotation, molecular function: protein binding. The coding region runs from base 1 to 1737 and encodes 578 amino acids. Gene Ontology annotation, cellular component: membrane. NCBI's taxonomy places the organism in Eukaryota, Metazoa, Cnidaria, Anthozoa, Malacalcyonacea, Xeniidae. The transcript has 8 exons.
AUGGAUGUACGACUGUCUAAGUCAAAUCUUCCUAACGAAGGUGUCGUGAAUGUUAUUACCAAGUAUAGAAACUUCACCAUUUGCAACAACAGUCUUUUGCAUAAAAUGAAGACGACUAUUUGUAAACAACUUGGUUAUCCUACCGCAGCAUCUGGGGGAGGCUCAAUGUCACUAUCAUCUUUGAUGCAUCAAUCGUUUAUACCUGGAAUUGUCAAAUGUGAUGCUCGAGUGAACGAUUUAUCUCAAUGUGCUAUCAUUCGAAAUAAUGAUUGCUCUCAAUACUCAAAAUUCCCAGAUUCUUGGUUUACUGCCUUCCCAAAGAGUCGUAGUGCUGCUAAAGCAAGAAUAUCCAGUGGUAGUUCAUGGUGUGCUCCUGCUGCUAAUGGCAGUCAUUAUCUUCAACUGAAUUUUCCGAGUCUUUAUACAGUUAACGUUAUCACUAUCUUUGGAGACAGUUCAAGUUCAAGCUUUGUAACUAAAUAUCACUUGCAGACAAACAUUGAUGGUGUGAACUGGAAAUCUGAAAAAUCCCAGAAGAUUUAUCUAGGAAACAAAAAUGGUUACAAUGAUGCGGCUAUAGAAAAGUUUUCUGGUGGCCUUAAAUCCAAAGCUUUGCGAAUCUUUCCAUUGAAAUUUGUUGGUGCACCGUGUUUACGAAUUGAAAUUUGUGGUGGAGACUUACUCCCAGACAAACCAACAGAUCUCAUUGCAACCAAAUCUGCAUCGACGUACCUCGAGAUAUCAUGGAAACAUCCCAAAAAAACUGGUGUAAAACUUGGUACAAAUAUCUCGAAUCCUCUUACAAGAUAUCUAUUGAUUUUGCUGAAGGAUACUAUGAUUGUUUUCAAUAAAACUUUGGAGGUAACUGACAAAAAACCGUACAACAUUACGAAUCUUGUUCCUUACGCAACGUAUAAAGUUAAUGUAACCGCUGGCAAUUCUGAAGGCUUUGGUAGAUCAACUACAGCUACUUUUAGAACUGCUGAAGAUGUUCCCGAAGGUCCACCUUUAAAUGUUCAAAUUGUCGCCUUAAGCAGUUCAUCGUUAUCAGUUACGUGGGAGCCACCAGACAAGAAGAAAACAAAUGGAAAGAUAGUCAGUUACACUGUUUGUAUUACACAUUUGGAGAAUGAAACCUGUUCAAUGAAGUAUAUGAUCGAGGAACAGCGUUUGGACAUAAAUAAUGUGAAACCAGGGACAAAAUAUUAUGUUCGUGUUUUAGCUUCUACAAUAGUGGGAUCUGGAUGUUACAGCAAUGUUACAUGGGUAUUUACAAAUGGAUUGGCACCUGAACUGUCCACCAAGCAGAUUGGAAAUACGUUGACUUAUUUGUUGCAAAAUCCAAAUGUGGAAUAUCGAUAUUUCUAUGUAGUCGCGAUGAAAAAUGUCACAGAAGAGAGUCGAUUGCCUUCUAACUUUAACAACACAGACUUAGUGACUUAUUCUAAGGCCAUAUCUUCCACACAACCAAUGCCGUAUAUUGCUGCUGUAGUCUCUCGCAGAGACUUUAAGCCUGAUUUUACACUUGGUCAUGGUGAAACCACAACACAGCGUUCCAAUGGUGAAAAUUAUUAUAAUGGCCCUCUAAAGCCUGGCACUAACUACAAAAUAUUUCAGCGCGUUUUCAUAAAUGAUGAGGGUGAUUAUUAUUCCACUGACUGGAGUCCAGUGGCAGCAACUGCCCAAAAGCACAAGUCUGAAAGACAUGACGUUUUGUGUUUGCUUUCAAUAGCAUAA